CAUCCAUCCCCCUUACUCACUCUCGCUCUCUCUCUCUCUCGUCUACGAUGAAGGAAUCCGGUGGCUUAGAGCAACGCAGGCGCCGCCGACGUUGGUUCUGCUGCGUUCUCUGCAUCCUCAUCCUCGUCCUCCUAGUGGUCACCGCCGUCGUCCUCGCACUCACCGUCUUCAAGAUCCGCGAACCGACGGGUGAGCUCGUCUCCGUCACGGUCUCCGGUGUCUCUCCGCGCGUCGAUCUCCCCGCCCUGCGCGUGGAGCUCAACGUGACCCUCGACCUGGCGGUGCGCGUCCACAACCGCAACUACGCAGCCUUCACCCACGCCCCCGGCGGCCGCACCAGCCUUCUGUACCGCGGAACCCAGGUCGGGGAGGCCGACGUGGCGCCCGGCCGGAUCCCGUCUCGGGGGUCGGAGCUCCUCCAGCUCGCCCUGGCGGUGGAGGUGGACCGGAUCGUGGCGGAGCUGGGCAGCCUUCUGUCGGACGUCGUCGCGGGGGCGGUGGCAUUCGACACGGUGACGAGGCUGCCGGGUCGGGUCACCUUCAUGGGGUUCAUAAAGCGCCACGCAGUGGCCACCUCCGACUGCCACGUGGUCAUCGGCGUCUCCGACCUCAGCGUGCGCAGCCAGGAUUGUACGUAUAAGACAAACCUCUAACCUCACGGGGGGUGAGGGGAAGCCGGUGCUAGCACCGUGCUGUCCAUGUAUUAGGUAUGGAUAUAGAUACGAGUCGUGCACGUAUACAGUCGACAUUUGUACAUGAUAUUUCUAUUAAAAACUUUCGGAUGAAUUUUAUUUGCUUGA
Messenger RNA from Musa acuminata subsp. malaccensis (wild Malaysian banana), 800 nucleotides. RefSeq lists its product as uncharacterized. The record is from RefSeq and is a predicted model, not a curated record. NCBI's taxonomy places the organism in Eukaryota, Viridiplantae, Streptophyta, Magnoliopsida, Zingiberales, Musaceae.